Eimeria necatrix is the source of this 1283-nucleotide messenger RNA. RefSeq lists its product as hypothetical. The record is from RefSeq and is a predicted model, not a curated record. Lineage: Eukaryota; Apicomplexa; Conoidasida; Eucoccidiorida; Eimeriidae. The annotation marks the transcript as partial. The transcript has 3 exons.
AUGCAGCAGCAGCAGCAGCAGGAGAGGUGGAGGGCCAGAGGCGGCCCUCGGCCAGCGCAGCAGCAGCUGGCAGCAGCAGCAGCAGCAGCAGCAGCAGCAGCAGCAACUGCAGCGAGGCAGAAGGCCGGAAGCAGCAGCAGCGGGGCCCCCAGCGGCUCUUCAAGCUGCGCACUUGUCGACUCCGAGGGUACAGAGAGCUUCGGGGGCGGCGGCCAAGGGCCUCUUCUGCUGCAGCUUUGCUGCCAGUCCCUCCCGCAGCAGCAGCAGCAGCAGCAGCAGCAGCAGCAGCAGCAGCAGCAGCAGCGUCUCCGGCGGGGAAGGUGGAGUGCUGGAGCUGCAGGUCGGGCACUGAGUCCAGUGAUGGCCCUGAGGGGGCCCCUGUGCAUGCGCGCUGCGCUGCCUUUGGCUCCCGGGGGCCUCGUGCUGCUGCUGACGACAGCAGCAGCAGCAUCAGCAGCAGCAGCGGCUACCUGGCCCCAAGGUCUUCCCCAGUCUUCCCAAAGGGCUAUGGGCUUCGCAGCCGAGAGGCAGCAGGGGGCCCCCAGCCUGCGGGGCCCCCGGGGGGCCCCAGGGCCCGGGGGCCCCCCGGGGCCCCGGGGGCCCCCGGGGCCCCCAGGGCCCCCGACACCGCGCAGGCGGCAGGGGCCCCCCAGAGGUCGCUGCAGGAAGAAGCAACUCAUGGAGUGACUUUGCCUCCGACAAUGGCGAGGGGAUAUGUAAUAGAAGGAGAAACAAUUCGGCAGCCAGCUUGUCUGCAGCAGUUUAGGGUUUCUGUGCACCACCCGCUGCAUGCGGGGGCCCCUGGAGGGGCCCCCGCGCCUGGGGGGCCCCCCGGGGGGCCCCCCGGGGGGCCCCCCGGGGCCCCGGGGGGGCCCCCCGAGAGGGGCCUCGAGGAGGCCGGCAGCAGGGGCAGGGGCAGCAGCAGGGGGCCGGAUGCUGCUGCUGCUGCUGCUGCUGCUGCUGCGGAGUCGCUGCAGCAGCAGCUGGAGGCGCAGGACCAAGAGCUGCGGGAACUGGUGCAGCAGCUUGCUGCUGCUCUCAGCAACCCCACACUGCAGCAGCUGCUGCAGCAAAGUGGUUUGGGCCCCGAAGAGUUAGCUGCUGUUGAUUGCUUCUUCGACGAACUCAGCAGCAAAUCUGCAUACUUCCCAGACUUCGGCUCCAGAACAGACGGCGACUGCCAACUCCUCAUGAUCCCCCAGUGGCUCUAUUUGUACGCCGUCAAGGCCAGCCUCAUCCACCCAGUCUUCGUCUCUGCUGCUCACAAGAGACUCACGGCCUAG